This is a messenger RNA of Parnassius mnemosyne (clouded apollo), 2736 nucleotides long. The record is from the annotation of a GenBank genome assembly. Lineage: Eukaryota; Metazoa; Arthropoda; Insecta; Lepidoptera; Papilionidae.
AUGUCACAAAUAAAUGCAAUUUUUGAAAGAAUUGAAAAUAUAACAAAUAUUAAUGGCGAAUCAGAAUUAAUCCCUAUCGUUUUUCAACAUCAUCAAUCAGAUAUAAAUAAUGAAGCUAAGGGUCUCUUUUCUUCUCUAAAAACAUUUCUUCACAAUAUUUUUAACGAAAUUGAUGAAUUGGCAUCUUGCAUUAAAAAUGAUGAAACUGUGCUUAUCAGUGUAAAAAAUCAAAAAUUGUUAAGAACCUGUUUUCAAUUUAUAGUAUCACUAGGUAUAUCACCUUGCUUGGUGCCUGGCUUAGGUAUAAGCUUAUCUAAAAGAUGUACAUUGGGAGCAUUGUUACCUCCUCAAAACCUAAGUGAUGACCAAAAGUAUGAAAUAAUAGUUGACUGUAUUGAUUUCUUUGUUAGAAGUUACACUGUUCCAGUUUUGAAGAAUAUCAUUGUCACUUUUCAUCUAUCAGACUAUCUAGCUGCUUUAAUACAAUUGUGUUUUGCUCCGCUAAAGAAACCUGGUGUUUACAAUAAUUAUAGGAUGACUGAAGAAACUUAUGAAAAGUUGAAUAUGGACAGGCAGAAAUACAUCCAAGUAUAUGAGUAUCUAGUAAAUAAUUGUUUUCAGCCAACACUCAUGAAGGAGCUUUUAGUGUUACAAAAUGUGUGUGAUCAUACUCCUCCAGCUUUUGUUAAAAAGGUCAUUGCUAAAGAGUUAAGCAGGCGUCUUGUGGUGCCAGGUGGAUUGUUAAGUUUAAUAAGAUGUUUCAUUGAUUCUUAUGAAAUGGAUACUGGUAUAGAAUGGAAAAAAAUUGACAUAAUUUGCAAAUUAAUUGCAACAAAGCAUGGAUAUACAAAUGAGACUUUAUACCUUCAGAAUAUUUGUAGUCAGCUGAAACAAAUUUUUAUAGUAAAUAAUUCAAAAUAUUUGACAACCGCAAUUGCAUGCCUAAUAACUCUAAUAGAAAGAUAUCCUAAUUCAGAGGCUGUGAAGGCAUUAACAAGUGAAGUUUUUGACUCGUUUAAAUUUGAAAAUAUAAUAUCUGGUUCACACUUACCUGGAACUAUAAUUCUUACAACACAAGAAAUUGACCAUAAAAUACAGAUAUUUCAUUCAUGUCUAUGUUUGGCAAAUCAAGAGAUAGUUUAUAAAUUUUUGUCUCCAAAUAUAAGAGUACUCUUUUUACUUGGAAUGAAAUGCAGUAAUGGAGAUUUAAAGAGAAAGUUAAAUGAAAUUUUAUUAAAAUUGUUAGAGCACAUUAGUAAGGAUGAAAUAGCUCCUUUAAUAAAAACAUUUUUAUUUGGCAAUGAUUUGAGAUCAUCUGGUAUCAAAGUUGAAGAAUAUCAGGCAGGGCUUGUAUUAAAAUCUAGUACUGUGACUGAUUGUUUUUAUCCAAUGGAUGAUGCACUGUUCUAUUUUAUAGAGAUAUUUAAAGAAUCAACAGAUAGGAAUUUUGUUCAAGUUGUGCUUGAGACCUGUUUGCAAAUUCAUAUUGAUUUAAGUAUAAAAAGAAAAAAAUGUCAAGAUGAAACACUGUUAUCUCAAGAAGAUGAUCCUGUUUUACUUAAUGACAUUGAUAAACAAUAUAUUAAUAUUCUACAUUUACUAUCUGUUAUAUCAGAAUCGUCCAAAAUAAGUAACUGUUUGAAAACAUGUCCCCUAAUAGUCAUUAAUUUUGUUGAAUAUUUCCUUCAACAUAAUGAGGAAAACAGUGAAUCUCAAACUAUUGCUUUAAUUUUGUUAAAUACAAUAUUACCAGAUCUCAAUGAUUUAAGUUUGAAUGUUAGAUUAAAGAAUUUAGUUCCAACAUUAGAGAAAAUUGCUCAUGCUGAAUACAAUUCAAACAGAAUUUUAUCUAAAGAAGCCUUGUCUAUGAUUUUGGGUGAAAAAAUUCAGCAAGGAAACUCGGCUUAUGAAAAAGCUGUAUCAGAUGUUUUUGAUGUUUUGCUCCCAACAAGAGCACAUGGAAUUAUUGAACUUACAAAGCUUAUAGAUGUCCAAGAUGCAGAAACAAUAUCUAAGCGUCAUUUUGUAUUUUGCUUAUUCCAGGAACAGCUAAAAGAUGUGGAUUCUUAUGUUUAUUUAGCUGCAAUUAAUGGUAUUGCAUCAUUAGCUUUACAUUGUGCAGAAGACGUUUUGGCUGUCUUAUGCAGGGAAUUCUUAAAUAUUUCCACACAAAUUGUUGAUGUUGAAACAAGUGAGAUGCAAAAUAAAAUUCAAGAGCUAAGAAUGAAAGUAGGAGACAUUAUUGUCAAAGUGACUAAACGUCUUGGUGAUAUGUGUAUCAUUCACAAGACCCUAUUAUUGAAUACAAUGUUAACUGGUUGUAGAGAUGAAGAUCCCUUAAUCAGAGCAUCUGCAUUGUCCAACUUGGCUGAAAUAGCUUUAGCUCUGCAUUACAAGAUUGGUUCUAUUAUUUAUGAGUUGUUGCUAUGUAUUGGAAGCAUAAUAGAAACAGAUAAGGCAAUUGAAUGCAGGAGGGCUGCUGUGAUGGUCAUAUCGAGUUUGUUAAAAGGCUUAGGCAAAGAGACAUUAGUCCAAUUAGAAGACAAUUUGCUGCCUUUAUAUAGGACUCUAAACAAACUGUACAAGGAUAUAAAUGAAGAUGACAUCGUCAGACUCCAUGCCCAAAUAGCUCUUGAAGAACUUAAUGAUAUAGUUCAUGACUUUUUGUUUUCUAAAAUAGAUAUGAACAAACCUGUAUCAAUGUUGAAUCAAUCCAAGGAAAUAAUUUAUAAAUAA